AAAUAAUCAACAUCUGCGUAUCGCGAUAAUCACUGACACUGACUGCUUCAGACUGCUUUCUUCCCGCCGCAUAUUUUUCAGUCUGUGUCAUUCUCGUAUCAAAUAUCAAGCAACAGAUAGCGUUAUUGAGUAUAGCAGUUAUUGAAUAAAGAUUAGAUACAAAACAGUACAGAUUUUCACAGUCGAUCGCAAUGCAGGACACGAAGAAGCUGCAAGAAUUCAUGGAGCUAGUCGGACGGUUAAAGCAUAUGAAAAGGACAGGAUGGGUCAAACGGAAUAUACCUGAUCCUGAAACAAUUGCUGGACAUAUGUAUCGAAUGGCAAUGUUAUCUUUUCUAGUAGAUGGAAAAGAAAACUUAGAUAAAACUAAAAUAAUGCAAAUGACGUUAAUUCAUGACCUAGCUGAAUGUAUCGUCGGAGAUAUAACACCUCUUUGUGGUAUACCACCAGAUGAAAAGCAUAUGAUGGAAGAUAAAGCUAUGGAGGAUAUCUGUAAACUGCUGGAUGAUAAGGGACCUGAGAUACUGCAAAUAUUUCGUGAAUAUGAAAAGCAAGAAUCUGCAGAAGCACAGUAUGUGAAAGACUUAGAUAGACUAGACUUGCUAAUGCAAGCAUAUGAAUAUGAGAAAAGAGACAACAUUCCAGGAGAACUUAAUGAGUUCUUUGUCGCAAUUCAGGGUAAAAUUAGACAUCCUUUUAUCAAUAAAAUUGCCAUUGACAUAACGGAGGAAAGAGACAAGUUAUUAAAUCGUAAUUCAAAUGUUACAAAAUAACAAAAAUUAUAUUCUACGAAUGGAAAACUGGAAGAGCGAGCUUCCAGAUAGCUCAAAUGGUAUUUUAUGUUAUAUCGCGCGCGUUAAAAUUUGUAUUUUAAUAUACUUUAU
Messenger RNA from Camponotus floridanus (Florida carpenter ant), 884 nucleotides. RefSeq names its product HD domain-containing protein 2. Gene Ontology annotation, cellular component: cytoplasm. The transcript is spliced from 4 exons. The coding region runs from base 192 to 773 and encodes 193 amino acids. Gene Ontology annotation, molecular function: 5'-deoxynucleotidase activity. NCBI's taxonomy places the organism in Eukaryota, Metazoa, Arthropoda, Insecta, Hymenoptera, Formicidae. The record is from RefSeq and is a predicted model, not a curated record.